This is a messenger RNA of Helicoverpa armigera (cotton bollworm), 2636 nucleotides long. RefSeq lists its product as uncharacterized. The record is from RefSeq and is a predicted model, not a curated record. The transcript has 2 exons. Lineage: Eukaryota; Metazoa; Arthropoda; Insecta; Lepidoptera; Noctuidae. Bases 257 to 1663 code for a protein of 468 amino acids.
UUUCUUUUCUUCUUCUUCCUUCGCACUUCAUACGAUUUCGGAGUUCUUUCGAGAAGCCGAGUUUAUUUUAUUUUACGAAGUGAAGAAUUUUUUCUUUCUUAUAGAUUAUGAGAAACAAACAAACGGUGUAUGUCUGCCAAAACAUUUGAGUGUUAUAGCCGUAGUGGGUUAUUUUUACCAAAAAGUCCGAUUAACAAAAGUUAAAAAUAAAAAAAGUUUUGAGUUGACUGCGAGGUGAAAAUAUUUUGAUGAAAAGAUGCAGCAUCCUAAAAACGAGAGCAAGAUCCCCAUCCCGCCGAACGUACUGAAGAAUUUCAACGUCUACGACAUUUUGGAACCGCAGAAAAAUACCGCCAAAACUAGUGAUGGGGCCAAGGUCGAUAAACUUAUCGAUAUAGACGAUUGUUCCAAAGAUUCGGGUGUUGCCAGCUUAGAUUUGAAUGCGUCGUUUUUUGACAAAAAUAGGGACUACGAUUUAGUCGAUUUAUUUCAAAAUAUAUUCGUGACUCCGCAACAUAUAAAGCAGAAAGAUACAGAUGGUAAUGAAACUGAUGGUGCUUCGAGUUUCUUGGGUUCAGAUUACGUGGAACAUCCACCCGGUUUUGACCGGUUCCUCGAUAUGUUAGAGUCUGGUGAAAAAAUUGACUGGACUAACUUAGGGCAGGAUAAAACGGAAACAAUUUCUGAUCUGAAACAUGAUUUUAUCGAAGAAACGCCGAGAGUUUUAGUGCCGAAAGUGUUUGACGAACCGGUGAAGGAUCCUGAUGAGUUAGUUCGCGAAGUAUUGUCUCAAAAGACUUUGGAAAGGCUUAGCAGUUCUGUUACUACACCCAGACAGUCGCCUAAACUGCAAUCAGACAGUCCUCAAAAACUUGGCAGUACUGUUCACGCGUCUACACUAAAAUCAGAUAGCCCUAUAAAAAAUAAAAGUGUACCCUUAUCAGAAAUAACCACCGAUUUUUCCCGUUUCAAUUUAAAUAAUACCUUCACCAAUUCAAAAUUCGAAUACGGAAGUAACGAAGUCAAACCACGUCCUGAGCCCAAACCGAGCCCAGUCGACAGUCAAAUCAGCAACUCUUUAACAAGUUUCACCGUAAAAGCCAUUCAGAAAGACGAGAAAGUGUACAAGAAGAAGCGACUGCAGAAACCUGAUCAUUUGAAAGCAAAUUACACUAAAGGACCAGAUUUUUAUGAAAAAUCUGUGGUUUUACCGCAAAUAAUGGCGCGACUAACCGCUCGUUUGGAUUAUUUAGAAGAAAUCGCCAAUCAGAAAAAGAGGUUGAUUUUAGACGGAGGUUCUUCUAAUGGGGCAUGUACUGCUUCUACUCGGGAAGAAGAAAAAACAAAAGCUAGUUACUCAGACCCGCCUUUAAAUGUGCAAACGAAAAUACUCAACAAACCCUCCACUUCGGGCGUUAGUUCUUUAAAAACUCCUGUAGUUAAAGACCCGAGCCUUUGUAAAAUGAGGCGAACUUUUACUGCAGAAAAAGUACUUGGUGCUAGUAGUCAUAGUACUCAAAAGCCUAGUACUUCCGAAAAUAGAGAGUUCGGAAAACUCUCCCCCAUAGUUCUAAUGGAGGAUUGCAACAAAGAGAGGUUGAAAGCGUUCAAACAAAGCCAGAGGUUCAUAGAAUUUGUACUCGAUGGUAAACAUAAACCUUGAUGUUUUGUUUAUGGGGAUCGAAAGAAAAACUUUGAUGUUCUUUUCUUCACGAAAGCGGUUGAGCUAAACUUAUGUGUGUAAACAGUAGGUAUAUGCACGUUGUCUUCGUAUGCGUAAGCUCGGGAGCUCAGUAGUUGCCGAGUCGACGAGUAGACACCAGCAGGCCUAUACGAUUCUGUCAAAUUGUACCAAUCGAACAUUAACCUUCCACUAUCGUGAUAAGGUUGAAAAUUCAUUGAAGAAAUCUGACAGAUUGAGGUAGGUUGAUGUGCGGUCGUCUACACAUUUACACAUAAGUAUAAUUCACCCGCUUUCGUGAGAUAAAACAUUUAUACAGCUCUUGUCAAAAACUACGAAUCUGAAGUAAGUCAUUGGAUGCCUUGCGCCUUGCAACAGUACUUUCAAACUCCGAUCGUUCGAAAAUCGUGUUGUGAAAGAACUGUAAGGCUAUGUUCAUAGUUGGCAAACUUUUAGCAGCCGACUGUUUAGUACUCCGUUCCGGCUCACUUUGCGCAGUUUGUAGUGUUACUUGCGGCGACUGACCAGUAAAUGUCCGUCUGCAUCUAACGUCUUGGCUCACUCAGUCGGCUGAUAAACUGUUUGUCUACUGUAGACACAGCCUUAACCGUUGCACAGCCAUUAGUGACCAUCUUCAGAGCGGUAAAGUUACUUGACGAGAAUUAGGCUAGAGGCUAGUUUCAUUACUUUUACAUAAGAUUAAUUUAUCUGCCGAUUAAUUUUAUAACUAUGUUAUGUUUUCGGUUAUAAAUUCAUUUGGUUGAUAGUUAAUUUUUCAGAAGUGGUACAACUGGCCUAUGUCUUAUUAAGACAAGGGGAGUCGCCCAUUCGUGGCACGGUACGCGAAUAAAAAUGUGACAUAAGUGUAUGGAAAUAAGGUUGAAAUUUAAAAGAUAAUAAUAGUAGUUUUUAUCGACAGUUAAGACGGAAUCAAAUUAAAACUGCGAUUAUUUGA